UUGGAAAACUGAAAAAGAGACGAAGUUCGAGAUGACAAAGAAAAAUGGAGCGAACACUUUCUUGGAAAUGUACACGUGGCUGCACGAUAAAAAUGGGGCAGCAAAGAAAUUUACAAAAAUGUGGUCGUCUUGUGAACUUUUUUGUUGCGGCUCUUCAUCACUCCAUCAACUCCAUGUGCUGUGUUUGGCAGGGUUGGAGGCCUGAUCCAGCCAUCUUUAAACACGAUAUGCCAGUUUUGUGCUGAUAAUGAUAUGUCAUCAUCACCAAUCUCGGUAUCAACACUUGAUGGAUAAACAGCAUCUUUCUGGAUUGGAGAAACUACUGAUGCCGGUCGAGUUAUGGAUCUCCUCUUUCCAUUUCUUUCAAUCCUCUCUGCCCUCGUGUAUACCCAUGUGUGUGUGGGUGUAUAUUCACGAGAACGUCCUACGUCCUACCUUGUCUAGUGGAUUCAACUUUUCAGCGGAUGGAUGGAGCACUUGUGGAUGCUUGGCAGAAUAUUUCCCAGGCUUAAAGGCUCUAAAGGACAUGGAUUCCGGUGACUGGGCAGUGCGGAAUUCCAAUAUAAGCCGAUCGCCAAGAGGAGGAGGGAGGGAGGAUUGCGGAUUUGUCCUGCCCGUCUCGUGCCAGAUUCAUCCGAUGAGAGUGAUGCUAGUAUGAGCGGUGGUGGUGGACAACUCGACGACGACAACAGCAACAACAACCGGAUGGUGUUGUUGUUGGCGGAAGGAUGUCGGCCGACGGGGUGGCGGCCGUGGUGAGCGGAGUCGACCUGGCCUUGGUCUCCUGGAUGGACGGGCCCGUCGUCGACCUGUCCAGCAUUAGUGUAGGAGCCGGCCAGUCUCGACGGGAGCCGCCCGGCCAUCACCAUCAGCGCAUCGGCCGUUGUUUGUGCGCCAAAGAUGGCGUGGCUUUUGUGAUGGCGCCAAAUACAAAUUCGACCGGUGCAACAACAGCAACAGCAGGGACAACAACAACAACAACCACCAAAUCGGUGACAGUGGUGACGCCCACCCAGUCGGGCCAGCACGGCGACGGAUCGUCUUCGGCCUCGUCGGCCGCCACGUUGCCGUUGCUGAAACCGACUUUGAAGAAAGCCCGGCCGGCGGCCUCUUCUUCGUACACUAGUGCCACGCCCAGCAGCAAAACUUUGUCCAUCGAUCGACGCCACCACAUGGUUCCUCAUCUUGUUCCUCAAGUGGUCGAAGUUGCCGGACCCGUCCAUCGAACCACCAAGCCCAUCCAACAGACUGGGCAAGUGUCGAGGACCAACUCUUGUUCGGCCGAAGGAGGAGCCGGACGGACGGCCGCAGUCGCUGCCAUUGGCAAUGACAAGUUGAAUCGGUCCAGCAUCAGCGUUUGCUCGAGGAAUCAGCAGCCGACGGUGGUGGGAGAGUCGGUGCCGGCCACCAAACCGAUCCUGUCGCGGAAGAACUGGAACAACACGAUCGACGCGAGCGGUUCGGCCCGCCACCAGCCGUCCUGUUUGCGCCGCUACGGCAGCCAGCAGAGCUGCAAAAGCGCCACGACUCUGCGCUCCUACGUGGCCAGCACGUCCAGCAACAGUCGAGGUGGUAAGAAUCAUCAUUGCGGUCGGUCCGGCACUGCUGGAGGCGAUCCAUCUAAUGCAAACAGCGGAGGAGGUGGAGGAGGAGGAGGAGGCCAUCACAAUAACUCCGAAGUGGGAGACGAUGCUCUCUCCGGCCUUGGAGGAUUGAACGAUGACAAGAUCUCCGGCGGUCCGGGACUCAACGAACGAGAACUCUGGUCCCUUCACAGGGCCGUCCCCGGACUCCGGCGUCACGACCCACGGACUUCCACCAUCCGCCAACACUACUACCCAGAGGGCGGAUGGGGAUGGCUGGUGGUUGGCGCUGCUUUUCUGGUCCAGGUGCUGACGACCGGCCUGCAGCUGGCCUUUGGAGUCAUGGCCGCUCAAAUCGCCCGCCAUUUCUCUCGUCAAGACUCGAGCGCAGCAGCUUCUUCACUCCACAUGGAAGCAGUGUGGAUAGGCGUGAUCCAGUUGAGCGGGAGCUGGCUGUGGACACCUCUGGUGGUGGCCCUGUGUCGUCGCAAGUCGACCCGGUUGACGGCCGUCCUGGGAGGCCUCGUCUUGGCGCUGGCCGCUCUCUUCGCCUCCUUCGCCCAGCAACUUCACCAAGUCUUUCUCAGUUACGGAGCCUUAAUGAGCAUCGCCAUCGCCUUGGUGAGGGAAUCGUCGGCCCUGAUGGUGGGCCAGUAUUUCAAACGUCGGCGCGACUUUGUCGAAAUCGUCGUCCAAAUGGGCGCCGGAAUCGGCGUCAUCCUCUUCUCCGUUUUCUUCAAGGAAGCGCUCGGUCAGAUGGGCUGGCGUCUUGGACUGCAAGCGGCGACCGGACUCCUCCUGUCGGCCUUCUUUCUGGGCACCUUCUAUCGUUCGGCUAGUCUCUACCACCCGCAGCGAAGGGCCAUCCUUCAUCUCAAGACUCAGCGCAAAAAAGUCAAAGUCAAAGGGAAGCCGAGCAACGACCGGCCGCCCUAUUUCGACUUCUCCGUUCUGCGACUCAAGAGCCUCCGCAUGAUCCUCCUGUCGUCCGGCAUCGGAGCCAUCGGCGCCUACACUCCGCUCUUUUAUCUGGCGCUGCAAGGAGAAGAGGACGGUUUGGAGGCCAGCGAUUUGUUGCUGAUUCACACCUUCAUGGGUUUGGCCAUGGCGGCCGGCACAGUCAUCGUCGGCCUAGUCGUCCUCCGGCCCAGCCCACAAUGCCUCAUUUCACUUCAGUAUUUAUGUCAGGCCACGCUCUAUGGAAUAGGUCUGUCACUGCUGGCGCUGGCCACGGUCAACGGUUACCACGGCUACGUCCUCUUCGCUUGGCUCUACGGAUUCUGCCUGGGCGGCUACCAGUACGCCGUCCACCAGUACACGCUGGACAGGGUCCGUGCCAGGCAAUUCGCCCGAGGAUGGAGCCUCGUCCUGGCCGUCCGCUCCUUGCCAACUCUCUUCGGCGUCCCCAUAGCAGGUUACAUCAAUCAAAGUACUCCGCGGGCGGGGUAUUAUUUUUCGUUCACUUUCACCGUCAUCGGCGCAUCGCUGCUCUUCCUAUCGAAAAUGUACCGACGGGCGGCGCCGCCCAAUUUGUUCCUGGGACGCCGAUCCUCGCCGCCGUCGUUCCACCACCGCUCGUCGGACGGCGCUGGAAGCAGCGGCCACCACCACCACCAUCACAGCAACCACAAAGAGUCUAGAGACAAGUGCAGUCAGGAGCCGUUGAUUUACAGGAGUCAAAUGAGCAACGGCAGCAGCAGCGCCGCCGCCGCCGCCUCUGCCUCUGCCCAGCCGGCACAUUCCAGCAGCAUCCGGACCGUUCACCAGGACGUUUGCACUUGCACGCAACCACCGCCCCCGCCGCCCCCGCCACCGCCUCCGCACUUGGACAAUCAGGAUCCGCUCAAAUUGCCCAAGAAUCUCGGCCGGCGGAUCGCCCUCAAACUCGGCCUGCACGCCAUCCCGUGGAAGCGGAAUCCCAUUGCGGAAUUUUUCAACGGGACCCCCGACAUGAGUUUGCAGCCCAUGAGCCACGGUCAGCAUUUCCACCAUCCGACGGCCUGCCCGCUCAAACAGUCGGCCUCCAAUCCGGGCUACCCGUUCGACAUUGAGUGGGACGCCGAGUACUGGAACGGUUGCCUGGGCAGCUGCAACCACUUGGCGAUGGAAGGCGAGUGCGACAUUUGCCAGAGCUGCGCCGACUGCGGUCUGCCGCUGGACGACGACGACGACUACAUCGACGACGAUUGCCAAAUCCACUCGGAAAUGCAACUGCCCGACGCCAUUGAUAUACCGGAACUUCCACCCGAGGUCAAGAGGUACAGGAUGUUGAAGCGGUCCCUUCGCGAAAUGAGUCUCAGCGAUCCUGAACUGCUUCAGAAGGCCGGCACCUGCGACUACGGGAUUCAUUACCGGGAGCAAGGCAUUCCCCGGCUGCCGCCCAAGCUGCUCCGACGCCAGAACACGUGGCACGACGUCAGCGUCCUCACGCGUGACGUCGACGUGAUUGAACAGAUCACCACUUCAGUGUGAUUUUUAUUCUCGAAGAAGAAGAAAAAAAAACAGUAUUACGUACCAACUUCCUUU
Molecule: messenger RNA, 4109 nt
Organism: Daphnia pulex (common water flea)
Lineage: Eukaryota; Metazoa; Arthropoda; Branchiopoda; Diplostraca; Daphniidae
Exons: 14
Coding region: 729-4055 (1108 amino acids)
Biological process (GO): transmembrane transport
Molecular function (GO): monocarboxylic acid transmembrane transporter activity
Source: RefSeq, a predicted model, not a curated record